Messenger RNA from Pelagomonas calceolata, 285 nucleotides. The record is from the annotation of a GenBank genome assembly. NCBI's taxonomy places the organism in Eukaryota, Pelagophyceae, Pelagomonadales, Pelagomonadaceae.
UACUCGGCGUCACUUGUGACUCUAGAGCGCUUCAAAGAAGCCAGGUCAAUGUUGCGCAAAAUGAUAACCGUGGCGCGGCGCGCUCUUGGCGAGGAUGAUAUAACCACGCUUAGGAUGAGGAUGAAUUACGGACAGGCGCUCUACAAAGACGACGACGCCACGAUCGACGAUCUCCGCGAGGCUGUGACGACGCUCGAGGAAACAGAACGGAUCGCUCGGCGAGUGUUCGGCGGCGCGCACCCGCUCACCUGGACGAUUGAGGAUGAUUUGCGAGACACGCGAGCC